Messenger RNA from Ostreococcus lucimarinus CCE9901, 741 nucleotides. RefSeq lists its product with no specific name. Gene Ontology annotation, cellular component: proteasome core complex. The transcript has 2 exons. The coding region runs from base 1 to 741 and encodes 246 amino acids. NCBI's taxonomy places the organism in Eukaryota, Viridiplantae, Chlorophyta, Mamiellophyceae, Mamiellales, Bathycoccaceae. Gene Ontology annotation, molecular function: threonine-type endopeptidase activity. The record is from RefSeq and is a predicted model, not a curated record.
AUGGGCCUCGACGCGCGCGACGCGGACGCGAGCGAGGCCCCGCACACGGGGACGACCAUCGUCGCGUGCGAAUACGCCGGCGGCGUGGUCCUCGGCGCGGACUCUCGCGUCAGCACGGGGAUAUACGUCUCGAACCGGGCGUCGGAUAAGAUGUGCGCGCUGAACGAUCGCACGAUCAUGUGUCGAUCCGGCUCCGCGGCGGACACCGAGGCGCUCGCGGGGUACGUGCGAAACAUCGUGAGUCAGCACGAGAUGGAGCUGGACGAAAUCGCGGACGUGAAAACGGUGGCGACGAUCGCGAAUCAAAUAGGGUAUCAGAACAAGGGCGCGAAUCGAGGCCGAGGGCUGAGCGCGUACACCAUCGUGGGCGGUUGGGACAAGCGCCGCGGGUCGCAGGUGUACGCGUGCACGGCGGGCGGGAACAUGAUCAAGGAGCGAUGGACCACCGACGGCAGCGGGUCGACGUAUAUUUGGGGUUUUUUAGACAGCGGGUGGCGCGAAGGGAUGACCCGGGAGGAGUGCGAGGCGUUCGUCGCCAAGGCUAUCGCCCUCGCGAUGUCCGUCGACGGUUCCUCGGGCGGUUGCAUUCGCCUCAACGCCGUCGACGCGUCGGGCAUUCACAGGACGUUCAUUCAGGGCAGCGACGUCCCACCGGUGUUGGGCGAGCUCUCGCAGCGUCGCGGUCGUCCCGAGAUCGCGCGUCACGGUCAUCAAGGCGCGUCCGGCGGUAUGAUGUUGUAA